Gavialis gangeticus (Gharial) is the source of this 3702-nucleotide messenger RNA. It is a transcript of the gene RHBDD1, whose product is annotated as rhomboid domain containing 1. Gene Ontology annotation, molecular function: serine-type endopeptidase activity. NCBI's taxonomy places the organism in Eukaryota, Metazoa, Chordata, Crocodylia, Gavialidae. The transcript has 6 exons. The coding region runs from base 85 to 1029 and encodes 314 amino acids. Gene Ontology annotation, cellular component: membrane. The record is from RefSeq and is a predicted model, not a curated record.
AGAAUACACUGAACUUGUAUGUCAUUUGGAAUCCAGAGACUAGAAAUUAAAACAAUCCUAAUUUUUUCAGAAUAAAAAGCAAUUAUGCAACGACGACAGAGAGGAUUAAAUAUGGGAUUAAUUAUGCUACUCUCUCAAAUCUUUCAAAUUGGGCUUACUAACAUUCCACCUGUAACACUUGGGACCGUAGUAUUGAACAUUUUUCUCUUUUUGAAUCCUUUGAAGCCAUUGAUAAAAGCAUGUAUCAGUGUAGAAGAGGGUUAUUACCAAAAAGACUGGCAGCGUUUGUUGCUUGCGCCAAUACACCAUGCAGAUGAUUGGCAUUUAUAUUUUAACAUGGUCUCCAUGCUCUGGAAGGGGAUAAUGUUGGAACGAAAGCUUGGAAGCAUAUGGUUUGCAUAUAUCAUUUCAACAUUUUCAGUAUUAAUUGGAGUUGUGUAUAUGGUGUUGGAAUUUGCACUUGGAGAAUUUAUGAAUGACCCAUCGUACAACUUGAACUGUGCUGUAGGUUUUUCAGGAGUACUAUUUGCUUUGAAAGUUCUGAACAACCAUUAUAAUCCAGGAAGGGUCAGCAACGUCAUGGGCAUUCCUGUAUCCAGUAAAUAUGCUUGUUGGCUGGAGCUUGUGGCAAUUCACUUGUGUUCCCCAGGGACUUCUUUUGCUGGGCAUCUGGCAGGUAUUCUAGUUGGAUUGAUGUACACCAUGGGGCCUCUGAAGAUGAUCAUGAAAACAUGUGCAGGUGGCUUUUCUUCCUUUAAUGAUUCUGUAAGACAGAGCAACUCCUACUCAGGGUAUUCAGAUCAUCCAGGUUAUUCAUACAAUACACAGAGAGACUAUGGCGUGUACACUGGCGGGCUUACUGAAGAGGAACAGUUUGAAAGGGCAAUGAGAAACAGUCUUAAUGACAGAGAUUUCAGUGCAGGCAGAUAUCAUCACGAGAGACAACCCUAUGGUUUUUGGUUUCCAUCUGAACAGUUGUCGGAAGAGGAAAUGAGAAGACAAAGGCUUAAUAGAUUUGAGAGGAGGUGAAAUCAUCAGAUGUCCAAUGGAAAUGUGUAAAGUGCUCUUCAUAGUUGCCAAAAUAUUUGCAGAACUUUAUACUGUUUUUAAUUUGCUUCGGAAAUUAUUUACCACCAGCAAAAUGUGCAAAAGACUUGCCAAACUUGGGCUGAAAAUCUGGGCUUAAAUUAAGGGGGUCCAAAGUUUUGAGCUGAGAGUCAAAAUGCAGUCCUUGGCAGCUCACCAUUUACUGUAUGUGAAUGCUGAUCAACUAAGUCCAGCUCUCAAGGAAAAUAAGGAAAAUAUACCUCUGAUGUUUGUUUUCAAUUCUUAAUUUUAAAACCAGGCACAUCUUCCCUCCAAAAGUUUUCCCCUCUGUUUGCCCAUGAUGAGCCAUCUUUUUAAAUGUUUUGUGUAAAAUGUUUGGGUUUUUUUAAAAUACUGCUUGCAUAACACCAGCUGAGCAAUGAGCACAUUUGAGCCUGGCUGAUACCUUUUCAACAUGAUUUUGAAAGCAUGUGCAAGUUGGGUACAGGUGUAGCAAUCCUGGUAAGUAACCAACACAACAUAUUUUAUUGCGAAAUUUGGUUAUCACGUCAUCAAAUUGUCAAUUUUGUCUAGAGAACAUUUGCAGUAAAACCGAUUUGUAACUUUGUACAGUACCUUGUGAUUGCCUGUAACCAGCAUGGUAAUCUUGAGCCUCAACUCUGAAUGUCCUUCCUUUUUCAGGGUUAUUUUACUUUAAUAGCAUUUUUGUUUUUGUUUUUUUUUCAAGGGAAGUGACAUGAGCUAAAAUUGUGAGGCUAGUUCCUUAGUUAUUUACUUAAUUAGUUCCCUUGUUCAAAAACUCUGUGUAUGCAUUAGGCUACGCAAACUCUACCAUGUAAAUGUUCAGACGACUGUAAUUGUACUGUUUUCUUCCGAUAGGCUGUAAUUGGCUCAGUUACAGUUUCUGUGUUGGGAGAGGGAAGAUGUUGGCUGGAGAUAAGCUGCUUGCUUGGUGCUGUCAGAAACACUGGAUAGCAGGGCUUGAUGUACCCAAUUAUCAGUACUAAUGCAGCUCUGUAUCAGGACAACACCAUGACUCUGCUUAGCCUACACGCCCCCGCCCCCCAGUAACAGAUAGUCAAAUAAUGGCUGUACCACUUGGAGGCUGCUAAGAAAAAAAGACAGCUGUGCUCUGUCUCCAUUGUAGUGUACCUGUGCAGGGCAUUGUGGAGCUGCAGGUUUGUAGAAAACUUAGAAUGUUAUUGGUCACACGCAGCUAACAUAGCAGUGCUAAUUAACAGGAGUGGAGAUGGGGAUGGGCAGUAUGUCAGUAUGUGUUACCAUCCUGAAAGAUCAUAUUUUAAAAAAGAAAGUCUGAGCAAUGGAAAACCUGGACAGGGGGAAAUUCCUUUCAGUCUUGAAAGGCAUCUCCUCUUGAAAAAAAAAUUUUGAUUGCUGGCAUAUGAUGUGGAACUGCUGGAAAUGUAUAAGCACUGAUUUAGUUUGAGUGUUGGGGUAGGCAAUUCUUUUGUAGCUUAUUUUCAGGACCCCGCACUAUGAAAUCUUGAAACCUGUACCUUCCUUUGGAGUUUCAGACUGAUUUGUAUUCUUACAGUAUAUAUUAUAUAAAAUGUCUGAUAAAACUGACAAAACAAGAAACUGUUCAUUCAAACAAUAUCUGAAACUGCUGGAUGCGUGUUAGAUGUAUAUGUGUACCUUCUAAUUUUUAUCAACAGACAUACAAGAGGGAAUCAGUUGGCUAAAAUUCACAUGUUGUCCCCCACCCUUUUCCUAGUAUCUUUGAUUAAGGUUCAAGCCAAGGAAAAGCACAAAAUGAGCAUACCAUAUAUUUGGCUUUCCAGGUGCUGGGAGCCAACAAUCUGAACUAUGCUGCAGCUCUGAACAUCUUUGUAAAGUCUGUGUCAAGGUGUGUAUAUAUAGCAGAUACUAUUCAUUCCUAUUCAGCACAGUCCUUUCUGGCCGAUUCUGAGUACAGGAAACAUGGUAUUGUAAUGUCCAUUUCUGUCCUUCUGCAGGAUGAAAUAGUUGAUAAAAAGAUUUUUUGUUAAUCAUCCCUGCUGUUUACAUAGUGUAUAUAUAUACUAGUCACAAAUUAAAGUAGCAUGUAUUCUUUUAUCUUCAAGUAGGGUGCUUUUUCUAAUUUUAUACAUUCACUUACGAAAUCAUGUAACAAACCAAAGAAAAUUUUCCAGUCUCAGUACUUCUGUUAGUGCAUGGUUUUGUGACAUGAGCAAAAGGCAGCAUUAUCUCCUAUCAAAACUGAUCUAAAAGCUCACACACAGUUUUGUUUUAGUUGGUUUUGUUCACGAAGCUCCAUUAUUUAAGUGAUUCCAGCAACGGUGUAAACCAAACUGGAUGCAAUAUUGUUUAUGAACAGUGGCUUCAUGGCACUAUUAGUCAACUGCAAAAAGUGCUGAAACAAACCCAAACCAGUAUCCCAUUUUUAAUGCAUUGCUUCUUUGUAAAGUUAUAUUAGAAAUCUUGGUAUGGGGGGAGUUUAUUACUGUGCUCCUCUUGACACAGAACUGUGCACCAUCACAUUAUCAUGGGUUAGGGUUCUCUUUAUUGCUUUUUCUUUACUGCCAUUUUGUAAUGAGCUUUGUCAUGAAACAUUCACAAAUAACCUUGUUCGGUAUAUGGCCACUGCACCUUUUUCUUAGUGCAAAGUUGAAAUAAACAUCUUUUACAUUUUGA